CACUGAGGAGGGGAACAGCUGACGUCUGUCACCGGAAUCGCUCCUACUAGCUAGCUGGUUGAAUGAGUUGCUCGCUCGAGCCGUAGUAUUCUGAAACAGACAUGGAAUGUUGACGUUUGCUGUGUUUAAAACGAAAAGAAAAAUCAAGUAAUUCAUAUACGAAGAUCCAAGUUAAUAUUUGCGUUGUGAGCCUGAUACAAUGAUGCGUUUCAUGUUGCUGUUCAGUCGGCAGGGGAAGCUGCGUCUCCAGAAGUGGUACACGGCCACGGCCGAGAGGGACAAGAAGAAGAUGGUGAGGGAGCUCAUGCAGGUGGUGCUGGCCCGCAAGCCCAAGAUGUGCAGCUUCCUGGAGUGGAGGGACCUCAAGAUUGUCUACAAGAGGUAUGCCAGUCUGUAUUUUUGCUGUGCGGUGGAGGAGCAGGACAACGAACUCAUCACUCUAGAGGUCAUCCACCGCUUCGUAGAGCUGCUGGAUAAGUACUUUGGCAGCGUAUGUGAGCUGGAUAUCAUCUUUAACUUUGAGAAGGCCUACUUUAUACUGGAUGAGUUUCUGAUGGGGGGGGAGAUCCAAGACACGUCCAAGAAGAGUGUUCUCAAGGCCAUCGAACAGGCCGACCUACUACAGGAGGAGGACGAGUCUCCGAGAAGUGUUCUAGAGGAGAUGGGCCUGGCGUAGUGACAGCAGGGUACUCUGAUCGCAGCACUUUUUAAUCAGGCAACAGACAGGCGAAGAGACGGAGGACUUUGGGUUCCAUGUGCAAAAGGGUGGAGGAAAGGGGGUUUGAUGUGGAGAGGGUUUUGGGGGAGGCUGGGAAGGGGGUAAGGGCUGGGGUGGAAUCUGUUAUCUAAGGUGUGUCUCAAGUGGCACCCUAUUCCCUACAUAGUACUCUAGGGCACUGGCCAAAAGAAGUGCACCUUUUUUUAAGUAACAAUAGGGUGUCAAUUGAAAUUCACACGUUGACGUUCGGGUACUGAAUUCCAGACAUUGCUGACAUUGUUGUGUAUUAUGAUGAUGAUGAUGAUGAUCCACACCCUAUUUAUAUUAGCUCUGUGAAAAUGGUGCCACUUUUGGCUGAAGGAUUUAGCUACUACUACUGUUGUAUGACCCAGACUUAGGAUCAAAUACUAUCUGAAAUUGUUCAAGUACUUCUAGCGUUUUGCUUUAGCCUGCACGGAGGCCAUUCUGUUGGUUUUGUUCUGCCAGGACGCUCAAGCAAGCUCAGUUUGAAGUAUUUGAAAUAGUAUUUGGUCCCCGCUCUGAUUUGACCUUGGAACUUUCCCUCGAGAGGCAGGUCAGAAUGCAUCUUAAUGCUUUUUAUUUUUUUUAGCAAGUGAUGAAAUAAAACAAACAUUUUCCCCAACAGAUUACGUUUUAUCAGAUUACAAUGUGUCCCAAAUUGCACCCUAUUCCCUAUAUAGUGCACUACUUUUGACCAGGACCCAUAGUGCGUUAACUUUCACCAGAGCCUUAUGUAGGGAAUAGGGUGCAAUUUGAAGGGGACAGGGAUUUGCUUUUAAAUUAAUGGUCGUCCAAUAUUUUGUAUAUGUACCACACGUUAUGAGAAUAAUAUAAUACGUUUGCUGUUUUUAAGGGACCACAUUGAUUGUCUGCAUUGGUGAGUUCUGUUGAACCCGUAGGAUAUGUUGUAGGGGUAUAAACAAAGAACACAUUCUUGCCCUUCCCAUUUAUGUCAAUCUGAAGAAUUAUUCUUCCCAAGUUCUGGUUCCAUCCAGAAUUCCAUAGAAUUUAGAAUUCUAUUUCUGUGUUCUAUUCUGCAACUGUUUUUUUCUCUCUCUCUCUCUCUCUCUCUCUCGAUUUCCUCCAUCUCUCAACCCCCUCGCUCUCUCGGGAGUAUCAAGCAAGUAACCUAUGGGGAAGUUUGAUGUGAUCUUUUAGCCUGUGUGUGGCUGUGCUAGCAUGAAUGUGUUUUAUGUGGAAAGGGCUCAAUGUCAUAGUAUGCAAUGUAGUGAUGAUGAUUCAGAUGAGACUAACCCAGGGCACAAAAAACAUAGGCAGAGAGGGAGAGUGUUGUUUUUGAGCAGCAACGUACAACAAAAGGCAAACCAACUACUUUGACAUACACGUGACUUUUUAAAUAAUGGACCUAGCUAACUACCAUUCCUAUAACAUCACACACAUUAAAUGUAGUACAUUUUACGCCGAUCAAAUACCCACUUUCCAAAGAGUAAUAAUGUUUGUGUCUGCAACAAGAGGGAAUAGACCAAUAGGAAUAAAGUGCAACUAGAAGAGAGUUUGGCUUCAGACUGUAGACAUGCCUUCUUAUUACAUGACUUUAGCUUUUUGAUUUAAAUAAGAUACGUUCCAACAUUUAUACUAGUGUACUACUUGCUAGUGUGCAUUCCCAAUACAUUGCUUCACUCCAAUUAGUAUCAAUACAUAGGCUACAUUCCGAUAUCCACACUAGCGUACCACUUAGGACACCAGGUAUUUAGUGCAGUUCUUUUGACCAGAGGCCCUAAAUAUGGAACAGGGUGCCGUUUGGGAUGAAGCCUUUGGAUGCAUGCCCAAUAUAUUGCUCCAUUCAAAGUGGUAUACUAGCAUGGUCAAUGGGACAGAACUAUUGCUUCAUUAUUAGUAGUGCACUAGUGUGGAUUAUUGGAACUGCACCGAAUAAGAAAUGAGGAGAUAUUUUGAUUCAUGUUUUUUCAGGGACUCCAAGAGUUGUGUGUGUAGGGUUUUAUUCAUUUGGGAUCCAGCAUGAGGGGUGGGUGGCAUGUGAUAAAUGACUAUUGAACUGCGGUCCAGUCAUGGCACCCUAUUCCUUUUAUAGUGUGCAAUCUUUGCUUUGACCAGGGUUCUGGUCAAAAGUAGUGCACUAUAAAGAGAGAAGGGUACCAUUUGGGACGCAGACAUAUUAUCAAAGGGAAUUGUGUGAAUGUAAUUUUAUAAUGAAAAUAAAAUGCCAUUAGAAAGGA
Oncorhynchus keta (chum salmon) is the source of this 2937-nucleotide messenger RNA. Its product is annotated as AP-1 complex subunit sigma-1A. Gene Ontology annotation, cellular component: membrane coat; intracellular membrane-bounded organelle; AP-1 adaptor complex. Lineage: Eukaryota; Metazoa; Chordata; Actinopteri; Salmoniformes; Salmonidae. Gene Ontology annotation, molecular function: clathrin-cargo adaptor activity. The coding region runs from base 200 to 676 and encodes 158 amino acids. The transcript is spliced from 5 exons. Gene Ontology annotation, biological process: vesicle-mediated transport; intracellular protein transport. The record is from RefSeq and is a predicted model, not a curated record.